Laccaria bicolor S238N-H82 is the source of this 1035-nucleotide messenger RNA. RefSeq lists its product as uncharacterized. The transcript has 6 exons. The record is from RefSeq and is a predicted model, not a curated record. The annotation marks the transcript as partial. Gene Ontology annotation, molecular function: 5'-3' RNA exonuclease activity; RNA binding. NCBI's taxonomy places the organism in Eukaryota, Fungi, Basidiomycota, Agaricomycetes, Agaricales, Hydnangiaceae. Gene Ontology annotation, biological process: rRNA catabolic process; nuclear-transcribed mRNA catabolic process. Gene Ontology annotation, cellular component: nucleus.
CUUAGAGAGAGAUACCCAUUGACCUCGGAGUUGAUACAAGAGAACAAGAUUCCAGAGUUUGACAAUCUUUACUUGGAUUUCAACGGAAUCAUCCACAACUGCUCUCGCCUGAACGAUGAGGACACUCAUUUCCGACUUACAGAAGAGCAGAUCUUCACUUUGAUAUUCACAUACGUGGAUCAUCUCUUUGGCAAGAUCAAGUUGAAGAAACUUUUCUUUGUGGCGGUGGAUGGGGUGGCGCCAAGGGCGAAGAUGAAUCAGCAACGCAGCAGGCGUUUCAGAACCGCGAAGGAGGCAAAGGUGGUCCGGGAAAAAGCUGAAUUGAAGGGCGAGAAGUUGCCGAUGGAGAAGGCGUUUGAUAGCAAUUGUAUUGCUCCGGUGAACACCAUUUAUGGCACGUUUAUCGACCAGCUGCGGUAUUUCAUCCACAAGAAGAUUUCGGAGGACUCGAAUUGGCGCGAAGUCAAAGUGGUGCUGUCGGGGCGCGAGGUCCCUGGAGAGGGCGAGCACAAGAUCAUGGAGUACAUUCGCCUAUCGCGCGCGCAGCCUGGUUACAACCCCAACAUUCGACAUUGCCUGUACGGCCUUGAUGCCGACUUAAUCAUGUUGGGGCUGUUAAGCCAUGAUCCCCAUUUGUGUUUGCUUCGCGAGGAGGUCAAGUUUGGCCCAGCGUCGCGGAAAAAAUGGAAUACGAGCUUAGAAUCGGUUAACUUUUAUCUACUCCAUCUCUCGUUGAUGAGAGAGUAUCUUGACCUCGAAUUCCACGAGAUUCAACUAAUGUUGCCGUUCGACUAUAACCUCAAACGGGUGAUUGACGAUUUUCUCCCCGAUCUUCCCGAUCUUCAUAUACAUGAGAAUGGGCUCGAGAAGUUGUUUGAUGUAUACAAGAAAGUAUUGCCGGGUUUGGAUGGUUAUACAAACGAGGGAGGAGUGAUCAACACGAAGAGACUGCAAGUCAUUUUGGACGAGAUGACUCCAUGGGAACAGGGGGUGUUUGAGAAGGAGUAUUCCGAUUUGAAUUGGUACAAGGGGAAA